GCUUUGAGGCCGCGCGCCAGCACGCGCAGCUACGGUCGGCACUGCGCUUGCGCCGCCGUUGCCCGUCUCCUGCUGCAGAAAAGUCUCCCCCAGCCGCGGAGAACUCCGGAAAUUCACCCUUCCACCCGGAAAUGUUUGUUGAGGAACAUGGCGCUGUUGUGGCGAGUCCUUAAGGGCCGAUGUGGUGUAACUCAGUGGGUAACAGCAUGCAGCCAAUUGACACCCUUAUUUCUUUCCCAAAGACGGUGGCUCCAGACAUCCUCUGGCAUUUUCCAGUGGUCCCAGAAGAGCCUUUCCCAAGCGGAUGGUGGAUUAGAACAGAUCACUGGAAUAGGCCCACGGCCAAACAGGACAUAUCACACUACAGUUCAACUUCUAAAUUCUAAGGACUCCUCAAAACCCAUUGAAGAGAAGGUUGGUGCCCUCACAAAGAUAAUAGAAGCCAUGGGAUUCACAGGACCGUUAAAAUACAGUAGAUGGAAGAUUAAGAUUGCUGCCCUUCGCAUGUACACUAGCUGUGUGGAGAAAACCGACUUUGAGGAAUUCUUUCUAAGGUGCCAGAUGCCCGAUACAUUCAACUCUUGGUUUCUUAUUACUCUGCUUCAUGUCUGGAUGUGUCUUGUCCGGAUGAAGCAGGAAGGCCGUUCAGGGAGCUACAUGUGUCGUAUCAUAGUUCAUUUUAUGUGGGAGGACGUUGAGCAGCGUGGCAGAGUCAUGGGGGUAAAUUCCUAUAUUCUGAAGAAGAACAUGCUAAUCAUGACAAAUAAUUUCUAUGCAGGAAUCUUGGGAUAUGAUGAGGGCAUCCUGUCAGAUGAUCAUGGGCUGGCUGCUGCUAUCUGGAGGACGUUUUUUAACCAGAAAUGUGAAGAUCCCCGACUAUUGGAGCUCCUGGUAGAGUAUGUGAGGAAGCAGAUGCAGUACCUGGACUCUAUGAGUGGGGAAGAACUACUCUUAACUGGGGAGGUGGCUUGGCGCCCUCUUGUGGAGAAAAAUCCCCAAAGCAUUCUUAAACCCAACUUGCCAACAUACAAUGAUGAAGGCCUUUGAGGGGUGGCCCCUCCAAGUUAUGGAGCAGCUGCCUUUGAGAAGAAGCUUUGAGGAGAAGAACAAGGUACCUGCCGCCACUGGGCCCAGCAGGAAGAGGCCGGAUUAACCAUUGAACAACAUCUGUAAAACACCUGGCCCCUGUUUGUAUUGAUUUCCCUUUUAAUGUGCCCUGAAGUUGGCCUGGGGGGUACUGGGUGGGGCCACUGUGCAGCUGGGUGCUGGGAGACAUGCAAACUGUCCCAAGGAACUCACUGGGGAAGAGCUUUCCCCUCUAAG
This is a messenger RNA of Trichosurus vulpecula (common brushtail), 1323 nucleotides long. RefSeq names its product ubiquinol-cytochrome-c reductase complex assembly factor 1. The record is from RefSeq and is a predicted model, not a curated record. Gene Ontology annotation, biological process: mitochondrial respiratory chain complex III assembly. Gene Ontology annotation, cellular component: mitochondrion. The transcript has 10 exons. Lineage: Eukaryota; Metazoa; Chordata; Mammalia; Diprotodontia; Phalangeridae. The coding region runs from base 148 to 1047 and encodes 299 amino acids.